UAUUUACGACAACGAAAAGUGAGAACAGCAGGCCAAGGCUACUAGGAGGUGUAAAGUUUUUGAAUAAGAAGAAUAAGAAUAAAUGUAGUAUAAAUAUGUGAAGACCGAAGAACCGGGAACUUUUGUCUCCAAGUACUGAAACGAUUUACAGUGUUCUGCGCAGACGCCAGCCACAAUGAGAGCUAUCAACGUCUGUCUUAUUCUGAUCAUCGCGAUGGCACACUCGUCUCUCGCCAAGAAAUUCUCCAAGUGCCAACUAUUGGCACAGCUGAGGCACCAUAAGGUUCCAGAAAACGAAUUAGCAACAUGGUUGUGCAUAGCUCAGCACGAGAGUGGUCUAAAUUCAGCAGCAAGAAGCCCUAGGAACACGGACGGAAGUUACGACAACGGUAUAUUUCAGAUCAACAACAGAUAUUGGUGCAAAGACGUUGGUGUGGGUGGAGAUUGUCAUGUCAACUGUGCAGCUCUCAGAGACGAUAACCUGGAUGAUGACAUCAAAUGUGCUGUUCAUAUUAAGAAAGUUCAGGGGUUUGGGGCUUGGAGCACUCUGAAAUACUGCAAAAACAGCAGUGCCCUGCCCAAAUGCUAAAGCGGACACCGCCAUCUACUUGUGUGUUCGCACGAAGAGUGUCUCACUGUUUUGCAUUUUAUCCACAAAGCACGUCAUACUUCGUUCUUUAACAGUGGUGAAGAUGAAAGCGUCUAUCUUCAAGUAUCUAGCUAAUAACUUACCUGGAUCCAACUUCAAAACAACUUAGAAACAUUUUUUUAAAAAUAUAUUAAUCUGUGAGAUGAGAUUUCAGGUUCUCACGGCGCCAAAUAUGAAGACAGAUGACUGUCUUCUUGGUUGUUGCGCUGUGCAGUAUGGUAGAAGUUUGCCGAGGCCUCAGAGGUACUUGCUGUCUUCAUCAUCAGGGUUCAGUACUGAUCGUCCUGGUGACUGAGAUAGCAAGCACGUCUGAAACGUCGGUAAACUUCUACCAGACAACACGGUUUAACAACCCGGAAGACAAGUCAAUUCAUUCACUUUCCUUUUUCUGAUUGUUCGACCAAUACCGAUAAAUUGAAGAUAAAUAGAAGUUAGGAACAGGUAAGUUCCAGGACAUUCCACUGUGUGAACAUAACAUCUGGUUUGUCUACACGUUUUCGACAAAAGUUGUGUCAUUAAAUUACUGCAUAUUCCAUAAAACA
Zootermopsis nevadensis is the source of this 1191-nucleotide messenger RNA. Its product is annotated as lysozyme 1. Gene Ontology annotation, molecular function: lysozyme activity. Lineage: Eukaryota; Metazoa; Arthropoda; Insecta; Blattodea; Termopsidae. The record is from RefSeq and is a predicted model, not a curated record.